AUGGCACCGCCCCCACUCCCCACUCAGCAAGCUGAGUGGCACAGCUGUGUCCGGAGACCUGGGGCAGCAGAGGCGGCUCCCAGGCCCAGCAGCCAGGAGAAGGCAGCUAUUCCACCAGUUCGCCAGGGGCAGCCCCGCUCCGCCCCUCUGCCGCUGCCAAAGGCCACUGACCUAACCGCCCCACAUCCCAGGAGCAAGCUUACUUGGAGUCCAACAUCUGGCGAAUCUCUGGCGGCCAAGACACCCCCAGGCCAGGCUGCAGGGAAGAGAAGGAAUCGACCGCCUUGCCCGGGCAGCCUCCCACCCGCUGCUGCCGCCGCCGCCGCCCCAAACCAUUGCACCAGCCUCCCGGCGUCAGGCUGA
Molecule: messenger RNA, 363 nt
Organism: Camelus dromedarius (Arabian camel)
Lineage: Eukaryota; Metazoa; Chordata; Mammalia; Artiodactyla; Camelidae
Exons: 1
Coding region: 1-363 (120 amino acids)
Source: RefSeq, a predicted model, not a curated record